UCCCAGGUCCUUCUCCACAGAGUUCUGCAGCAGGUCAUCCCCCAGACUGUACUGAUACAUGCACUAAAUUCUAUAAGCUCUAUCGUUCUGCUCUAUUGUUCAAUUUCAGCAUUCAGUAAAUGGGGGGAGGGGAGAGGUAACGCUUCCUUUUAAUGACAAGUUUUCUGCUUUUCCUGGUUAUCUAGCUGCAGAAUUCUGGCAGCAUUCCUAAAUUACUCAUGCAGUUUUUAAAAAUACUUAAUAUGCUGAGGAAAGAAUUUCAACAUGAGUGAUUUUUGGACAUCUAAAUAAUUUAUUAGAUUUUCUCAAGGGAAAAGUUAAACAAUGGAUUGCAUUAUGCCCACUGCUUUCUAACCUCGGUAUAGGGUUGUUAAUUUUGGCUUGCAGUCACAACCAGUUUAUUAUUUACUAGUUUUUCCAUCUGAAUAUUACUUGGUAUCACAAGUCAAUGUUAACAGCCCUAUCUCCAUGUAUUUCCUGGCCCAGCUGGGUCUUGACACUCGCCCUCCUGCCUCUCACCUCUGGAGAUCAGAAGCUGCGACCUGAGACCCUGCUGAGGGGUAUGCAGCAGUGGGGGCAGACCCUGGUGUUAUGAGUCUAGGUUACUCUAUCUGUGGGGUGCUUGCUGAGUGCAUUUGGAAAUACUGGAGAACUGUUCAAGAAUCUGUUUAAUUUACUUCAGGCUGGUAAUCAGACAACUGCUUAUUGAUAAAAUGUUCAACAGUUCAGUGACAACUUUCUUCAGAAGAAUAAUCGCUACUGCUCUGCUCUUGGCUUAAUAUCAGAGUUCUGUGACCUAUACAUCAGUGCUAAACAUCAGCAGAGAAUCCUAUUCUGUGUAGAUGAAACAGGCAUCGGUCAUGAGAACCUAUCUCGAUUUAAAGCUGCUUGCUUGGUUUUCUGGGAUUAAAGGUGUUCAUUGAAUCAGUGUCCCAUCCCGUCCCCCCCAUGAAUCAGGCAACCAAUUCUUGUCAACAGUUGGCUGAAAACUGUGCAGUGCAUGUAGCAGGUAUGGCGCAAGAGGACAGUCACCGUGGUCAAGUGCCACCCACGUUUUAUCAUGGUGCCAGCCAGGAACUUGAUCUAUCCACCAAAGUAUACAAGAGAGAGUCAGGAAGUCCUUACUCAGUGUUGGUGGACAGCAAAAUGAGCAAACCACAUCUCCAUGAAAGAGAAGAGCAGCCAUAUUUCAGGGAAAACAGAUCAGUAGGAGAAGUCCGGGCUGUGAAAGAAGAUAGAGAAAACUCUGACGACUCUGAGGAGGAGGAAGAGGAGGAAGAUGAAGUGACUUACAAAAGGGAGCAGAUUAUAGUAGAGGUAAACCUUAACAACCAAACAUUAAAUGUAUCAAAAGGGGAGAAGGGUGUCCCCUCCCAGUCCAAAGAGACUGCUGUUCUUAAGACCAGCAGUGAGGAAGAGGAGGGUGACAGUGGGGAAGAGGCCACUGAAGAAAGUAAUGAUGAUGAGGAAAAUGAGAGGCAGAAGAAAAAAGAGAAAAGAGUGGAAAAAGUUAGUGUUGCACAAAGGAGAACAAGGAGAGCUGCAUCUGCUGCAGCAGCCACAACUUCCCCAUCACCCAGAACUACAAGGGGUCGUAGAAAGAGUAUGGAGCCCCCCAGGCGUAAGAAGAAAGCUGCAAAGGAGCCCAAGGCACCUGUGCAGAAAUCAAAGUGUGAAGAGAAGGAGACUUUAACCUGUGAGAAGUGCCCCAGGGUGUUUAACACACGCUGGUACCUGGAGAAGCACAUGAACGUCACUCACAGGCGCAUGCAGAUCUGCGACAAAUGUGGGAAGAAAUUUGUUCUAGAAAGUGAGCUGUCCCUUCACCAGCAAACAGACUGUGAAAAAAAUAUCCAGUGUGUUUCCUGUAAUAAAUCAUUCAAGAAGCUCUGGUCCCUCCAUGAACAUAUCAAGAUUGUCCACGGAUAUGCAGAAAAGAAAUUCUCUUGUGAGAUUUGUGAAAAGAAGUUCUACACUAUGGCCCAUGUGCGAAAACAUAUGGUUGCACACACAAAGGACAUGCCAUUUACAUGUGAAACCUGUGGAAAAUCAUUCAAACGCAGUAUGUCUCUCAAAGUACAUUCCCUACAGCAUUCUGGAGAGAAACCUUUCAGAUGUGAGAACUGUGAUGAGAGGUUUCAGUACAAGUACCAGCUGCGUUCCCACAUGAGCAUCCACAUUGGGCACAAACAGUUCAUGUGCCAGUGGUGUGGCAAAGACUUCAACAUGAAACAGUACUUUGAUGAGCACAUGAAAACACACACUGGAGAAAAGCCCUUUAUCUGUGAAAUCUGUGGGAAAAGCUUCACCAGCCGCCCAAACAUGAAGAGACAUCGCCGAACUCACACAGGGGAGAAGCCCUACCCAUGUGAUGUGUGUGGCCAGCGAUUUCGCUUCUCCAACAUGCUCAAGGCACACAAGGAGAAGUGCUUCCGUGUUACCAGCCCCGUGAAUGUGUCAUCUGCAGUCCAGAUUCCGCUGUCCACAGCUUCUCCUGCCACCACAGUCCCUGCUGUAGUAAACACACCCACCACCCCAACUCCACCUAUGAACCUGAACCCAGUGAACACACUUCCUCCACGCCCCAUCCCCCACCCAUACUCACACCUUCACCUACAUCCUCAUCCUCACCAUCCACAUCAUCUUCCGGUUCCCCCUGUUCCCCAUUUACCUCCUCCUCCAGCUCUUUUUAAGAGUGAGCCUUUAAAUCACAGAGGUCAGAGUGAGGACAACUUCCUGCGACACUUGGCAGAAAAAAACAGUUCAGCACAGCACCACUAACAUCUUGGCUUCCUGUCAGUCAUUUUCCCAUUUUAUGCACAUGAAAACAUGCCCUCAUGGAGGUACAGAGGGUUACCUGAUGAGGAUUUUUGUCCAUCUCUUAGCCCCAGCAGAUGAUCCUUGUUUUUCCUUUUAAUUCGUUAGCAAAUGAGGAAAUCCUGGUUUGGAUCAGCAGUGCUCAUUUGAACCUGGGAAUCAACAGGACUCAACCCCAAUUUGCUUGUGUUUUACUGGUGACUUUUAUAAAUUUCAGAUACUGAAACUUGUGGAAUUUUAUAAUUUCAUAUCAGCUGAUGAGGUAUGCUUGCUUUUAUAUCCUGGACUUCUCCUCAAAGAGGAGAAAGCCUGGGUUUUCUUUGUACUAAUCGGAAAGGCUGUGAGAUUAAUACAGAGCAUUAAUUGUAUCACUGUGUAUUGUAAUGGAUUUUUUUCAGCUUUUGGUGCCGGCUAUGGAGUGAGCCAGACACGUAUCACAGUAUAUUUGAGCAUUAUAAAGAAAGACAAAAAAAAAAAAAUUGUUUCUGUAGCUCUCCUAACACACUCUUUAUUUUACUACAGAAAUUAUUUUAGAGUUUUUUGUAUAGACCUAUUUAGUAGUCUGUUUCUAAAAUGAAAUGUAUUUCAAUAAGCGGUGUAAUUUUUUCAGUGUAGCUGGACCUAUGUUGUAUAAUAGAUAAAUUUUUAUAAUCA
Messenger RNA from Oxyura jamaicensis (ruddy duck), 3471 nucleotides. It is a transcript of the gene ZNF652, whose product is annotated as zinc finger protein 652. Bases 949 to 2781 code for a protein of 610 amino acids. Gene Ontology annotation, biological process: regulation of transcription by RNA polymerase II. Gene Ontology annotation, molecular function: RNA polymerase II cis-regulatory region sequence-specific DNA binding; DNA-binding transcription activator activity, RNA polymerase II-specific. Gene Ontology annotation, cellular component: nucleus. The record is from RefSeq and is a predicted model, not a curated record. The transcript is spliced from 6 exons. NCBI's taxonomy places the organism in Eukaryota, Metazoa, Chordata, Aves, Anseriformes, Anatidae.